Closterium sp. NIES-65 is the source of this 1176-nucleotide messenger RNA. NCBI's taxonomy places the organism in Eukaryota, Viridiplantae, Streptophyta, Zygnematophyceae, Desmidiales, Closteriaceae. The record is from the annotation of a GenBank genome assembly.
AUGGAAGCGGCCAUCACAAGCAGCCUUGACACCGUGGUCGCCACCGCCAACGCUGCUCUGCAGGCCCUCCCACGCAUCGUGCCCAUCGAUUCCACUGCUGCUCUUGACGCCACUCUGCCUGCUGAUCCUGAGAUCGACGGCCAGGGCAUCUCGCUCGCCUGCCACGGCCGCUUCCUGCCGUCGGAUCGCAGCAUCUCAUCCCACCGUGCUGCCGCUGCUUCUGCCGCUGCUGACGUCAGCACACAGAGUAGUGUUGGUGGUGGUGGGCUGAGCAUCGACCGUGGUGCUGACAUCAGCAGCUACCAAGGCGUGAGGGCGUUGGGGGAGAUGGGGGCGGUUGGCAGUGCCGGUGGGGAGGUGGAAAGGGCGCGAGAUGAAGCUGAGGGGGAGGCGAGUAUAGGGGGAGGCAAAGGGGAGAAGGAACCUGGGAGAGUGAUGGGUAGUGGGCGCGGAAGAGGGAGUGAGGGAGGGAGUGUGGCGGAGGAUACAAAGUGUGUGGGGGAGGGCGAUGAGUGUGCGGAUUCAGGGCAGAUGGUGGCGCUAUCUCUGUCUCAGCACCUCGUUACUUCGGCCAGCCAAGUGUAUUACGAGGCUGGUGCGCUCUCCUACACCGUAAACCACCUCCCAGACUCCUUCCCCUGGAAGCUUCUCAACACCAAGGGGUGGCGCUGGAUCCUUCCCAAAAUGUUCCACGAAUACCCCGACGCCGACCUGGUCUUCCGAGUCAACGCCAGUCAGCCGCCCAACGCCACGCUGACACCUGGCGGGAUCGGAUUGGAGGUCGACGCGCUGCUUACGGUAACUGUGUUACCAGGGGAGACAUGGAAUCAGACCGAUGUGAUUGGAGUGAAAAUGGUUGCUGUGUGCGCAGCAACGGCUGCUGUGGAUGGCAGCAAUAUCACCGCUUCAGUGCAACUCGUCAAGUUUCAAGCGCAGGAGGAGUGGAGUUUGGUCGGCAAUAUCCCCACUCAUAUACUCCAGGCUAUAGUGUCUGCUCUCUCUCGCUCCGUCCUCAUCCCUCUGCUGAAUCACCGCCUGCGAUCCGGCUUCCCGCUGCCGUUCCCUACUGGCGUCGCCCUUGCGAAUUCCUCCGUUCAUUACUGUCACAACCGCCUGCUUGUGUGCUCUGAUAUUGUCUACACUGGGGGACUGUUUAGGGUUAGUGGUGGGUUAUGA